Messenger RNA from Linum tenue, 3445 nucleotides. NCBI's taxonomy places the organism in Eukaryota, Viridiplantae, Streptophyta, Magnoliopsida, Malpighiales, Linaceae. The record is from the annotation of a GenBank genome assembly.
ACUCAAAACAAAAAAGAAAGGUAGCGACCUCUAACUAACCGUUGACACCCGUAAAUAUUUCUCUCCCCAAAUUUCUCCCUCUCUCUUGCAGUCUUGGAUUACCAUCUCCCAUUCCAUUUCCGCCCAUGGCGGACUCUAAACCCUCGAUUCCUGUCAAAUCCUUUCACCUUCCCGUCUCCCCUCAUUCUCAAUUUGGAGGGUUUUUCUGCAUAAUCUAUUUCCUGUCUUUCAAAGUCAGACGGAGGCACGACUUGCUUAUUCCAAUGGUGAAGAAAGAGAAGGAAGAGGACAAAAUUGAGAAGAUCAUUCGUGGUCUUCUUAAGCUUCCCGAGAAUCGGAGAUGCAUCAAUUGCAACAGCUUGGGGCCACAAUAUGUAUGCACAACCUUCUUGACGUUCGUUUGCACAAAUUGCAGUGGCGUGCAUCGGGAAUUCACUCAUCGUGUCAAAUCAGUGUCCAUGGCGAAAUUUUCAUAUGAAGAAGUCAAUGCUCUUCAGACAGGGGGAAAUGAGAGGGCAAGGCAAAUUUAUUUUAAAUAUUGGGAUGAACAUCGUAACUCUUAUCCUGAUGGCAGCGACCUUCACAAACUCAGGGAUUUCAUCAAGCAUGUUUAUGUUGAAAGAAAAUAUACUGGGGAAAGAAGUAAUGAGAAGCUUAGAAGGCUGAGAGUGGGUGAUAACGAUGAGCGCUAUGACGGAAGGAAAGGUGGUGGUAUUUAUUAUGGGAGAAGUCCAAGUUACGCGAUAGCCAGAAGCUCGGGUCUUGGGAUGACCAGGAGUCCUAGUUAUGAGGUAACUAGAAGUCCUAGCUAUGAGGUGACCAGAAGCCCGAGUUUCCAAGACAAGAGAUAUGUUCGUGACAGAUAUGGUUCUAGUAGAUUGAGUGCUGACAGAAGCUUCAAAUAUUAUUACGACGAAAUGAGAAGUCCUAGCUAUAUCCCAGAAAGUUCAAAAUAUGGCAGAGACUUUAAGAAAUCCCCUGUUCGCUUUGAGGUUGUUGAUGAUAGGUUUCGAGACAAUGAAAGUAGAAGUGGCCAACCAUCAGAUGGCGGUAGGUUAUCACGCAAAGAAUCCAGAUCUGAGUGUCGAAGCAGGUCACCUGUCUCUAAGAAAACCAUUGAUGGGUCUAAAUCAGUAGUGUUACCUCCUGCUAAAAAUGUCCUAGCGGUACAAGUAGCCAAGCAGUCUGAGAUAAGUGAAGGGAAGGAAGCUGAUGAGAUUGUCACACCUUCUUCCAGCAAGGCGCCAACUGAUACUACUAUUGCAGAAGAGAAAAUUCAAAAUUUAGAAAGUCUGAUUGACUUAAAUAAUGAUUCCAAGCCCUCCCAGCCUGUGGAACAACCACCUCUGGCCACAGUACAACAUCCUUCUGGUGACAACUCAACUGAUUCCUCCACGAAGAAAGAACCUUUAGCACCAAAGCCGAACACUGUCGAAUUUUUACUCUUUGAGUUGUCUUUUCCCCCGGUUGCAUCAUCUGAUGCUAAUGUUUCUGAAGCGAGUAACACUCAUCCAUCGAUUGUAUCAGAAGUCAAUACUGCUGUGGGUGGUGCUUCUUCGGAUCGAAGUACCUCCAUAGGGGUAUCAACUACAUGUGAUCAUCCUGGAUCUUCAAUGCUGGAAUCUUCCCGGAACUUGCCUGCAGAUAAUGUUUCAGCGGCCAAGUCUUUGGAUCAAACAUUACAGGCACCUUGUGACGGAUCUGAAAGAUCUUCACCUGCAGAGCCCUACAGGCAGUCACUCUCAUUGUUUGAGGCCUUCGAUGCUUCUCCAUUUCCACCAACUGUUAAUUUGUCUGUGCAACCUUCCAAUGGAGGUGGCACAUCAGAAGCUACAUCUGACUCUUUUCACGAAUCCUCUUCUAAAACUCACAACAGUGACAAGGUUAAGCAACAAGAAAAACUACACAUGAAUCACAUGAUACCUUCUGUAGUUGUUUGCUCUAUUGGACAAGGCCAGACAACUACUGCAUCUGUUGGAGAUACAAACAACCAGGUUAGAUUAGCAUUCUUUUCUUCUCAGAAAGAAGUCUAUAGUCGAGUUGAUAAAAGUUAUAGGCCAUCUACUUCCACAGAAACAUGUAAUGAGCAAGGACCUUCAGAUGCUUCAGCUUCACAACAAAUCUCCCAACUAGCUAAAGAAUCUAACUCUGGGGUUCAGAAACCAUCUACCACUGCUUUAGAAACAAAGUCUAGUGGGAGGCAGGAACUUCCUGUGGACCUGUUUGCAUCAAGCUUCAUGCCAACACCAGGACCUUCAUCAAGUUGGCAGUAUGGUAGUAGUCCAUAUGACAUGGGCUUUGGCACGCAAUAUUAUCACAAUCCAAUGCAAGUCAUGGCAUACCCCAACACCAUGAAGUCAACAAACCCAUUUGAUGACAACUCUCAGAGACAAACACACCCGUAUCCUACCAUGGGGAACGUUAGAGGUGCACCACCUUCUAAUGUGCCACAUCGUCCCAACUUGUUUCCUAGCUCCAGCAUGGGUCACAUUUCUUCAGCUAUGAUCCCAGAGGCUUCUCAAAUCCCUUCCCAAUCUUUCCCAUUUCAAUCGACGAUCUCUUCUGGCUCAUACAUGGAGCACCAACCGCAUAUGAAUGUGUCACAUUCUAGGCAGCAAGGAGGUAGCUUUGGCAGUGGUGAGGACCCUUUUGCUUCAUUAAAUAUGGUUGAGCAACAACGACCUGGUGGAGGAAACUCCUUCCAUGUCCGCCAGAACUCACUCCCGUCAAGGGGAGGAAACCCGUUUGGAUAGAACAUGACACUCUCUUAUAAGCUCGAAUUACAAAAUGGACACAGAGUACCUGACAUUUCUGAUUGACAGUAUUUCAUUACAUGGCCAAUCGAAAUUCCAGCCUAAGGUAACAUCUUAGAAUUCGAUUGUAUUUCUUCAUGUCUUUUUGUCCUCACAUGAUUUGAUUGAGGAGCAACCAACCAAUGUUGCCAACAUAGCAUGACUAGCUAGGCACCUCAGAAUGCAUACUAAGCCUUUUACUAUGAUUGCGUGUGACACAAGUCAGGCAGGAGUUGAGCAAGGUUCUCUUUGUUAGCUUCAAGCUUUUGUAUAUUGUACAUCCUAUGUGAUACUGUAUAUUCUACUCUACUAGUAAUUGAAAAUGAAAAAAAUUCAAAGAGUUCAAAUUGGGUAAACAUUCAUGCAAAUCAAAGUAAUUUCUCGUCAUCCAUUUCAAUUCACUACCUUAACAACAACGUCUCUUAAGACCACAAACCAACUUGAUCACCAUCAUCACCACCUUGUCAGGCUUCAGCAGCAAAUGCACCACAAUCCCACACAGAAAACCUAGAGCCGCGCUCGAUCCCACGAGCGAGACAGCACUGCACACAAGCAUAGCAAAAGCAUCCUCCUUCGAGUUCACGUCCCUCGAAGCCAUGGCGAGCUCGAUCCCGGCAAACAACAACAAAACCCCCAAAACCCCAACUGGAAAC